This is a messenger RNA of Gilbertella persicaria, 739 nucleotides long. RefSeq lists its product as uncharacterized. The transcript is spliced from 2 exons. Bases 77 to 382 code for a protein of 101 amino acids. The record is from RefSeq and is a predicted model, not a curated record. NCBI's taxonomy places the organism in Eukaryota, Fungi, Mucoromycota, Mucoromycetes, Mucorales, Choanephoraceae.
CCAAUCGAAUUUUUUCCGUGUAAUAACAAGAAUCUAUAAAAAUAAGCUUUUCAUUCUUAUUUUUUCUUUUAUCGACAUGGCAAAACCGAAAGGCUAUCAUAAGUUCCUUUCGCUGGCUCUAUUGGUGUCGUCUGUUGUCGCGCAUGAAGGCCGUGGAACAGGACUAAUUACUCGUUGCGAAGCUCCUGGAACAAAUGGCUAUUUCGUUUCCAGAGACAAGUUUCCUUAUUCCAGUGCAGAAUCCGCAUGUCAUGCUUUAGGUGGCUACUUGGCAGAUUUAAGUGAUCAGAACUUUUUAAUUGCCUCCGAUUUUGUAUUCUCUUGUGCCGGGCCAAAUAAGCUUAUAUUAUGGUCAGAUCAUGGAACUAUAAUCAAAUCAUAGAUCUUAAUUCGGAUUGUUUAUCCGUAUUUGUUGGCAGUGCUAUUCCAAGUGGUGGUGUUGAUAAAAUUUGUCCUGGUGAUAGACCUGUCUUGUGCCAAGUGUCUCCAUCAACUGUAACUCACAAUUCUUUGUACUCUCAGACUGAUGAAGGAAACAUCUUGCAUACAGCACCAAUUUCUAUGCAUAUUCCUCAAACAAUUGAUGCUGGUCCAUCACACUAUCCAUACUAUCCUCCUCCGGUUUAUGCUCCGGGUUAUCCCUAUGCCUAUCCUGGUGGAUAUCCUAUUCCAGUAUACCCCCAUAGCUAUCUUAAAGACAAGAAAGAAGGCCAUAAUGAAACUGUUACUAUUCUUGGUC